UGUAAACAAUUUUAUAUGACAUUGAGCUCUUUUGUAAAUAAUAUGCCAUAUGAAAUUCUAUAUGCAAAUAAGAAUUUAUUUUAAUAACAUUAAAUGAUUAAGUAUUUGAAGAGCAUUCUGUUGACUUCACCAGUGUUUGAUCAUCUUGCAUCUUGCAGCUUUCAAACAACAAUAGGUAAUAUGCACUGUUAGACUUAACACACCGUUCUGAGUGUCCCUGCCUUUUGAUAGAGUUUUAUGCUGGUAUAAUCAUGAACUUACUACAGAAUUUACUUUAUCAUAUGUUCAACUUGCUAUAUUCCAGCCUAUGUUCUAAGAAGGAUUAAAAAAGAUUUUUUGUAGUAGAUACAAUGGAAGCACUAUAGUUCAGCAAUAUCUUCUGGUUACUAACAGAGUUCAAGGAGACUGAAUUUUAAGUUUACCUGGGAAAACUGUCCCAGGUAUUUUUUCUUGAUUUGGAAAUUCAGUCUUUAGUUUGUGAUACAGAAGUAUAUCUUCUGAAAGAGAAAGAAAAAGAAUUUCGCUAAUUCACAGGUGGUUUUUUUCCUCUCCCUAGGAGGAAUGUAUGUGGGAGGAAGAGUUGUCAUAAAAUCAGAGGUACAGUUCACAAAACAAUGCCCUUUGGAAUAUCUAGGAAAAUGAAAGGCACAACCAAGUACACAAAUCAACACUUUUACUCUGGUUUCAAGUGUUAGUGUCAGCCUCUCAACUUCACUUAUGUUGUCUAAACACUCCAAUCUGACAUGUAUUGAUGCAUAUAUGCGUCUAUACACAACCACUUGACAAAUGUUCUCACAACCUUGUUUGCUGCUAGUCUCAGAUUGGAGUGGAUGCAUUAGCCAUAGGUAGAGUAAUACCUGCCUCAGCAGCAGCCUUGCCUUUCCUUCUUAAGUGGCAAAAGAUGACUUUUGUAGUUGGUUACUUGCAGAUCUGCUGGAAAUAAGCAAUUUGUUGCUCUGUUAGAACUUUCAACUGUCAUUUCAUAACUUCUUAAAAAAGUUUGGCACAGAUUUCUGAAUAAUAUCACUGGGUUUUGUUGUCUGCAUGAAUCCAUCUGAGAGCUUGUUCAGAUAAAACUACAGUAGUUCUGUUCUCUGUAGGCUCAUAAGUAAGGCUACUCCAGCAGGGGUUGCUGCUUGAAUGCUUUUCCUAGUAACAGUAGACCAAGAAAAUGGAAAUUUCUACAAAUCUGGGUAGAUUGGGGUUUCUUGUUUAAUAGGAUAUUAAGUGGCCUUGCAGAUGACAGAUGAGUGACUGUGGUGGGUCAGACUGAUAAGUGUAGCCCAGUAUUGUGUCUCCAACAGAGGCCAAAAGUGGGUGCUUAGAGGGGAAUAUAAGAACAAGACAUGUAGUAUUUCUCCUUUGAGUGCUUUUUGAGCCUCCGUAUCCAUACUGCCCAGACUUUUUGAACAACAAUUGUACUUCAUUGUAGAUACUCUCUGCUAGGCCAAAUAACAACAUACUCAGUAAAUGCCAAAGAUAUUUUAUCAUGAAAACAAGGUAUUUCUUUAGGAAUUGUUAAGGAAUGCCAUAUUUUUGAGAUUUUGUUCUUUAAAAAAAUGAAUAUUCUAAAUUGGAACGAGUAACUAGAGUAAUUUAGAGAGCCACCAUUUGCUUGAUGAAUUUCCCAAACCCUCAACAUGAAGGGUCUCCUUAACAGGACAGAUUGUGUUGGGAGACAGGUAAAAUAAGCUGCUUUGUGUAUCAGGAAGUUCAGGAAGUCUUGUGCUAGCUGCAAGAGACAUCAUCUAACUGAUAGCCUGAAGAAACAACGGAAUUUUUUCUGACCUCCUUAUUUGUACUUAAUUUGUACCUUUUGGAAAAACUCUGAUUCUGUUUUAGAUGUUUCUCUGGGCCAUCUCUUGUUAUUACAAUUAUUAUCUCUAGCUUAGGGAAAUUUGAGGGUAGUCUUUGAAGCAUAGGGAAAGUAAUGUGCUGUAGGACAUCUGAACUUCUCAUCCCUGACAGCAAGAACAUACUGUGUUAGUAUUUCUAAGUGUCAUCAGCUCUCAACAGAUCUGCUUGAGAAAUACUUCUGUCUGGAUCUGAUUUAUGAACUUGAAAAGGUACUUGGUUAAGAACUAUACUAUCAGGGGGUUUUUUUGGGUUUUUUUGUUUGUUUGUUUUUGUUUUUGUUUUUUUCUUUCUGGAAGGAAAGACAAGAGAAAACUAUUUACGAUUCUCAUCCUAGACUCAAAUUCACACCUAACUCAUCCUCUCUCUCCUCAAUCUGCUAAAAUCACAGGCUUGAAAUGAAAGGUGCUUUGUAUAAAUAAAACUUAUAGCACAAAUUAAAAUAGGAGGGAAGAGCUCAAUCUUGUUUAAGUACUGACUAUGUGUUAGAGAGGUUUAACAAGAUCACAAGCAGAGAUCAUUGGGUCUUUGUUCUAGUAGCCAGAGGAUCAGUCUCAACUGUGAGACACUAUCUAGACACAGGUAAACGUCAGAACAUGUCCAGAUUUGGUAAUUUUACCAAAGUGCUCUAAUAACGUAAUACAUAUUUAAACUAUUCAAACAUUUCCUUCUUUCUUCUGUCUCUGACACUGAGCAGCUCCCACCCACUUGACGUUAUAGACCAAGUGAUUCAGAUCUAUUGGCUCCUGGUUGUGGAAAAAUCUGCCUUGAGGUCAGUUGUGGUUCAUACCACAAGCAGCCAUCCUUUCUUCACUCUGCCUAACUUCAUCCUGCUUUUUUAAAUGGACACAAUGUCCUUACUUUCAGCUGCAUUUGAUUAAGGGUCUGCAUAGAGUCAUAUGCAAAGUAUAAGGACCUUGAGCUCUCUGUACAUGCAGGAGCCUGUCUGUGAAACCUGGCCGCUGCUGGGUCCAAGUAGAAAGCAAAGGAGGUGGCUGUGACUCAAAAGCCAGAACUGGGAAUACUGAGAGAGAGCUUAGAGUCCAUUGCUGCCACACUGAUGGUAAUCCUCACAUGCUGGAAAGCAGCAAAUUGUAAUAGCCCAGAAAAUGCUUAAGACAUGUCAGAACUUCUGAGUUCUGCUGUGUCCUUGAACAUCUUUCCUGAAACUGGAGGAGGUUUUUUUCCUGCCCCCCCAUUUCCUGUACACAGCAGUCAGACUUUAGUAAUUGCAACUUUUCUUUUCUGAUUUACAAGCCCACAUGAGGCCUUUUAGAUUCAUUAUGCAUGAACCAGUGUGUAUCUGGGGAUGAAUAAUGUUCCAUCUUACUUUCUUUUUUCCCUUGCAUUGAGCAGUUUUGUUUUUUAAUAGGAAUGCCUUUUUCCUUUUGAGAACUUUCAGAAAUAUGUUCCUUUAAGAACCUCCUACAUGGUAUGUAUUUGCAAUUUGUAAACACAGUAUGUCAAAGAAAGAUUUGAUUCAGUGGUGAGGCAUCCAGAUAUUUGCAUGUCAUGAGGUCUGAGGGAAACAAACUGACCCUCAGCCUUCCCCCAUCCAGGCAAAUUCUGAUGGGACCCUCAAAUAGCUCUGGCAAAGUGUUCUGUUUCUUUUGGACUUGAUGAAUGCUUGUUUCUGUGAAGACGUGUAAUUAUUUCUUCCUUUAUUUUGCUGUGCAAGUCACCAAGAGAAGCAGCUUAAAACUAAAUAACAACCCAACAUUAAGAAAUCAAGUGCACUGCAAAUGACCAGGAAAUGCCUGGCUAACCUCUACAGAGCACGUGGAGGGCCCCAGCAGGAUGACUAGCAGCCACACAGACUGUCAUUUCUGCCUGCAGUCUCUCCGUGGCAGGAAAUAUGCACUAAGAGAAGAAAACGCUUACUGUGUUCCGUGUUAUGACAGCCUGUACGCCAACCCCUGCGAAGAGUGCAAGCAACCCAUCGAGUGCAACUCCAAGGAUCUGGCCUACAAAGGCCGCCACUGGCAUGAGGGAUGCUUCAGGUGUGCCAAGUGCAGCCACUCACUUGUGGAGAAACCAUUUGCUGCCAAGAAUGAGAUCUUGCUGUGUACUGAGUGCUACUCGGAUGAGUACUCAUCCAAGUGUUUUCACUGCCAGAAGACCAUUAUGCCAGGUUCACGUAAAAUGGAAUUUAAGGGAAGUUCCUGGCAUGAAUCCUGUUUUGUUUGCCAGUAUUGCCGGCAACCAUUGGGAACAAAACCAUUAAUCACCAAAGACAAUGAGAAUUACUGUGUGCCCUGUUUUGAGAAGCAAUUUGCUCACCAUUGCUACGCUUGCAAAAAGGUUAUAACUUCUGGAGGAGUCACCUACGAUGACCAGCCUUGGCAUAAAGAAUGCUUUGUGUGUGCUGUGUGUAAAACUCAGCUGUCUAGCCAAAGAUUUAUUUCCAAAGAUGAGAACCCAUACUGUGUAGACUGUUUCAGCAAAUUUUGUGCUAAGAAGUGUGCUGCUUGCAAGAAACCCAUUACAGCUCUUGGAGGUGCCAAAUACAUCUCAUUUGAGGAGCGUCAGUGGCACGGGGAAUGCUUUUCCUGUUCGAAAUGCUUUGUCUCCCUGGUGGGCCAGGAAUUCCUCACUCGGCAGGAUGACAUCCUUUGCCACAAAUGUGGCUCUGCCUCAUAGUUCUGUGGAAAGCUGUACAGCUGCAUUUUUCUCACUCUGUAACAAUGCAGUUCAUCAGUCUGCUGUAGAAAAGCAGAUUAAAGUUACUACAGUUAUUUAGUCAUUCAAGUAACUUCCCAACAGCAGCUUAACUCUGUCAUAGUUUCUCAACUGCUUAUAAACGAAAAUCAAACAACUGCUCCAUACUGGUUAACAAAAUUAAAAUGCAGAAAAUAUUUUUAUGUAUUUUAAGCCUAACUCCAGUAUGUUUUGCUUGUAACACACUGCACUCUGCUGUUAGAAGCUAAAACAUUUAUCUUUUAUUACAUCUGCACCAGGGAGGAUUGUGAGAAGUCUGUUUGGCAUAUGAAUAAUGAUGAGGCAUUAGCACUGAUUCACAGAUGCAGAUUUUGACAUGGAUAUCUGGGCACAAGCCUUUUUCGAUUGGAUCCCAACAUUGAAGAGAGCCCCUUGUAAAUAUUAUAUUCUUCCAUACUUUGUGCAAAAAAGAUGCUGACAAAGCAGGCAGAAAUUGUGAGUAGGAGAUGCUUUCACACUGAGGAACACAGAGCCAGAGAGGCCAGUUCCAAGGGCCAGUUCAAUGAAAUAAAAGGUCAUUUUCCUUCCUUUACUGGGAUUACUACCCAAAGAAGACACCCAGAACACUACAGCACAGGUCCUUUCCCAAAACUGGGUCACUGUUGUUAAUUUUUUAGGCCUAACUGCUCUAGAACUUAAAUAAACCCAUAUUUUCAGAUGCUACAAGAGGUAAGGAUUGCCCAAGAUUGAAUAGUGCUGAUGUACACUUUCCCAUAACUAUUAUGUCUUAAGACUCUGUUUCCACUGUCUUUGCUAUACCUUCAAAUACAGGCCUAAAGUAUGGUUUUUAUUAUUAGUUGACACAAGAACCAACUCAUACUGGUCCCUUUUACCUUGUGCUUUCCUUCAUUCAAAACCGCUUUGCCAGCAUUUGAAGCCUUGUUAAAGAUUAAGAUUACCUGCUUGGUCUUUGAUUCACAGUUCAUUCCUCUGCUUGUAAAUUCCUGCAUGUGGACAGCAGGCUAUAAACUCUCCGGCACCAAUUCCUGACUCAUUUCACCAUUAGCCACAUGUGUUUUUUAACAAUAUGUCAAGAAUUAGUAAUUGUCACUGCCAGCCAGGCUGCUCUUGCUUGCAGAACAGGGUCUUGGUUUCUGGGUAGCCAGCCUCUGUAUCUGCUUGCUGACCUCCAGCACUCUAAUGUCUAUUAAAGGUCAUCUAGACUAGAGUUACAAACAUCUCUCUUCUUUCUUCUACACCAAUGCGUGUUACAGGGGCCUGAUUUGUGUACUGGGCCAUUGUGGAUGGAGCAGUGAUGUUAGGAAGGGCAGGUUCUGCACUGUCCAGCAGAGUUUGAGCCCUCAUCUCCCAGUCUUUAAGUCAUCCUUCUUUAGACUCUGACCUUGAGUGAGUAGAGGUGUUUGGCUGACUUGAGUGGCCUUUAUUCAUAUUGAAGACAGCCAUUACUUUAGGUAGAAAAGUGAAAAAACAAGGAAUAUUUGUGCAUGGCUAAACCAGAGCCAAAGUGCAGUGGCAUAAAAUCAAUACGGAUAAUGACUGACCAAUGAGUACAUAGCAGUCUGUCAAUAAAAUAUUGAACUUUUGUUCUAUGUGGUGUUAAUUUUUGGUUUUCAUUUUCUUCUUUCAUGGCAGCAUUUAUUGCAGUCUCGAGUUUGAUUAGUUUAUGUUUUUCGUUUUAUCCCAGCUGCUUCCUUUUUUAUUUACAAAUCUCCCACGGCUGACACAGGUUCUUGGUAAGGCUUAGAUUCCCAUAAAUAGAAAUAUGUUUCAUUGCCUUAUACGUAUAAAUAAAUAUAUAUGUAUGUAUUCAAACACAUAGACAUAGUGGUACACAGUUAUGUAUGAUGAAGUAAAAAAUUGCACUAAGCUGUCAGAAGUUAGUAAAUGUUAAUGGUCUUAAAUUUUUAAAUUAAAAUGAUGGAUCACCAUAUUCAGGCUUGUCUGUGGAGUGUACCUUUUGUUUGUUUGUGUGAAAUAACAUUUAAUACAUCUUAAGAAUGUGGUUUGGGCCCUUUAUUCUGUCUCCUCUGAAGAAUCCUACAUCUUAAUUACAAACUGAAGCAGGAAUUACCAGGCAGCCUCCUAAGAC
Messenger RNA from Catharus ustulatus (Swainson's thrush), 6622 nucleotides. It is a transcript of the gene FHL5, whose product is annotated as four and a half LIM domains 5. Bases 3652 to 4494 code for a protein of 280 amino acids. The transcript has 7 exons. Gene Ontology annotation, cellular component: Z disc; nucleus. Gene Ontology annotation, biological process: positive regulation of transcription by RNA polymerase II. The record is from RefSeq and is a predicted model, not a curated record. NCBI's taxonomy places the organism in Eukaryota, Metazoa, Chordata, Aves, Passeriformes, Turdidae. Gene Ontology annotation, molecular function: transcription coactivator activity.